Saxophila tyrrhenica is the source of this 669-nucleotide messenger RNA. RefSeq lists its product as uncharacterized. The transcript has 2 exons. The record is from RefSeq and is a predicted model, not a curated record. The coding region runs from base 1 to 669 and encodes 222 amino acids. Lineage: Eukaryota; Fungi; Ascomycota; Dothideomycetes; Mycosphaerellales; Extremaceae.
AUGGCAAAUAACCCAGCUUCCACGAUUACAUCAGAGACAAACGCCCUCCUCAAGGAGCACAGCACCCAGCAACCAACAACAAUCACCGGCAAACCCCUCAAAUACCACCACGACAACUCCGUCGGCAUAAUGAACAGCGAAAGCGGAGGUUUCACAGGCGGCCCACCCAACCUCUUACCACCAGCGUUCACAGACGACAGCCUCGUCCGCAUUCCCAUCAGGAUGAGCGAUAUCUACGGCACCGAAGUUCAAGUGCCGAAGAAGAAGAACGGCUUCUUUCGCAGGAGAUCUAGUGUGGCCGACGAGAUAAAGGUAGUAAUGAUGUCGCGGGGCGAGUAUUUGAAGUAUUGGGUGAAGGGGGAGGAUGGGAAGUUCGCGGGUUUGGUGGUAGAGCCUGUGGAAGGAAGGCAGAUGUGGUUUGAAAAACAACUUCAGUUGAACCAGAAGUGGGUCGAGGAGGACCCGUCGUUAGGGAAGCGUCUACACGAUGUCUCGCUUUUGGAGAUAUGGCGUGUGCUAGCUGCCACUCCGUGCGGCCAAAACGAGGUCCCACUGGACUGGUUGCAGGUGGCCUUAAGUCAGACUGACCUCAAGCGCAUUCUGCGGAGCGAAAGUCCAGUAGAUGAACAGCGGACAGAACGUCUCAGGCCCUCCUUCGUCACCGCUUGA